Cucurbita maxima (winter squash) is the source of this 2486-nucleotide messenger RNA. Its product is annotated as phosphatidylinositol/phosphatidylcholine transfer protein SFH8-like. The record is from RefSeq and is a predicted model, not a curated record. The transcript has 14 exons. The coding region runs from base 334 to 2208 and encodes 624 amino acids. NCBI's taxonomy places the organism in Eukaryota, Viridiplantae, Streptophyta, Magnoliopsida, Cucurbitales, Cucurbitaceae.
UGCAGCUGGAUCCUUCGUCAUCUUCUUCUUCCUCUUCUGCCGACGCGUUCUUGGCCGUUUGCAAUCUCUCUUCAUUCGCCAUUUUUUUGUUUUUUUUUUCAAUUUCUUGGCGAGGGUUCAUCCGAACGCUAAGCCCAGCUCUCACAUUUGUUUUACUUGCUUUUCACUUUGAACGGAGUGGGUGUUCGGAUCGGUUUUUUAGGGCUUUGUUUUUGGACCUGUAAGGGGGAUUUUGAUCCAUACAGAGCUUGUGUGAUUUCUUUUUCGGUUUGACAUAGAUCUGUCGGAGGGAGAUUCCGUUUGUGUUCUUGAUUUUGUGUGGGAUUGCUGAGAAUGUCUGGACCCUUGGAUCGAUUUGCCAGACCAUGCUUUGAAGGGUUCUCUGGAAGUGAUGAAAGAAAAGAAAGGAAAUCUGAUUUUGAAAACUCGGAGGAUGAAAGGAGGACGAGAAUUGGAUCUAUAAAGAUGAAAGCGUUAAAUGCAUCCUCCAAAUUCAAACAUUCCCUAAAGAAGAAGAGCAGUAGGAGAAAAAGUGAUGGUCGGGUCAGUUCCGUUUCUAUUGAGGAUGUUAGGGAUGUUGAGGAGCUGCGGGCUGUUGAUGCAUUUCGUCAAGCACUAAUAAUGGAAGAAUUGCUGCCAGAUAAACAUGAUGAUUAUCACAUGAUGUUGAGGUUUUUAAAAGCUCGGAAAUUUGAUAUCGAGAAAGCUAAACAUAUGUGGGCUGAUAUGCUUCAGUGGAGGAAGGAGUUUGGUGUUGACACAAUCGGUGAAGACUUUGACUUCGUGGAGAAAAAUGAAGUUCUGAGGUAUUAUCCUCAUGGUUAUCACGGGGUGGAUAAAGAAGGAAGGCCUAUUUACAUCGAAAGGUUGGGGAAAGUAGAUCCGAACAAACUUAUGCAAGUGACAACUAUGGAUCGAUAUAUAAAGUACCACAUACAAGAGUUCGAGAAGAGUUUUGCUAUGAAGUUUCCAGCCUGUUCUAUUGCUGCAAAGAGGCACAUAGAUUCAAGCACCACAAUUUUAGAUGUCCAAGGCGUGGGCCUCAAGAAUUUCACCAAGUCUGCUCGGGAACUAAUCAUGCGGCUGCAGAAAGUUGAUGGUGACAAUUACCCAGAAACGCUCAGCCAAAUGUACAUUAUCAAUGCCGGUCCUGGAUUCCGGAUGCUGUGGAACACCGUGAAGUCUUUCCUUGACCCCCGAACGACAUCUAAAAUUCAUGUUCUCGGAAACAAGUACCAAAGUAAGUUACUUGAAAUAAUUGAUUCCAGUGAGUUGCCUGAAUUUCUGGGUGGAAGUUGUACCUGCGCCGAUGUGGGGGGAUGUCUUCGUUCAGACAAGGGGCCAUGGAGAAACCCAGAAAUUGAAAAGAUGAUUCUUAAUGGUGAAGCACGACGGGCCAGACAGGUUGUAAAAGUUCUAAAUAGUGAAGGGAAGGUUGUUGCAUAUGCCAAGCCACAUUACCCAAUGGUGAAAGGUAGCGAUACAUCCACUGCCGAGUCAGGAUCCGAAGCUGAAGAGAUCGCUUCGCCUAAAGCAAUGAAGAGCUAUUCUCAUCUUCGGUUGACCCCUGUUCGGGAAGAAGCAAGAGUCGGCGGGAAAGGAGGCUUUGCCGCUACCUUCUCCGGGUAUGAUGAGUAUGUUCCCAUGGUUGACAAAGCUGUCGAUGCUGAAUGGAAGAAGCAGGUUUCACUCCAACGGCCUAAUGCCUUGAAAGGGGUUCUUCCACUGCCCGACACCCAAAAAACAUCCGAAGCUCUUCAUACUCGAAUGUUGGUAGUAUUCAUGGGCUUCUUCAUAGCCAUUUUGGCGUUCCUCUGUUCAUUAGCAUGCCGGAUAAGCGGGAAGAAGUUGUGUACCGGUAGUCAAAACACCACUCCAGACUUGUCCCAUGAUAAAACAGGAACGCAGAAGAAUCGCCCCCCUUCACCAAUUGCUAAAGUUACAGAAGCAGAACUCCUCUCUAAUGUAAUGAAGAGGUUGGGUGAGCUGGAGGAGAAGGUUGACACGCUCCAAUCAAAACCAUCCAAAAUGCCUUAUGAGAAAGAGGAACUAUUGAACGCUGCCGUCUGCCGUGUGGAUGCGUUAGAAGCAGAGCUUAUCGCUACCAAGAAGGCUUUGCAUGAAGCAUUGAUGAGACAGGAAGAACUACUUGCUUACAUUGAUAGCCAAGAGGAAGCAAAGUUGCGGAAAAAGAAAUUUUGCUGGUAAUAUGCGUCGUGGUCGUGGAAAAGAGGAGGAUUCGUCGCUAACGCAGCGGGCUCUCGUGUCGUGUAUCGGCUAUGACUUGGAGUUUGAAGGUCCGCUGCUUGUCGUUGAUCGUACUGACUUUAUAUUUGAAUGAUGUGAUUUGUCUCCAAUAAGGAGAGAGAAAAACACAUGCGCAUAGUUUGUGUGAAGAAAUUACAAUAUGAAGCUUUUACAUGUUUCCAAAAGAAUAUCUAUUUAUACAGAGUUUUUUGUUCUAUGUUAUUUAUUUUGCUUUUUCC